AUGUACAACAAGAAUCAAUCUACUUUUAAUAAAUUUGACAAUAAAAAAGUUAAACGUAAUGAUGGGACUAAAAGUACGGCAAAAAUAAUACGAAAAAAACGAGAUCGUUCUCAAAAUUCAGAAAAACUGUUAACAAAACAGUUAUCAAAAAAAAAGACAAUAAUAAAAUUAGAAUGUGACAAUGAAACACCGGAAACGACGGCAACAACAGCAGACGGAAAGACAAAUGGAAAAAGAAGAUAUGGCACUCAUUCUACAAACAAGACAAAGUUAAAACGUUCUUCAUUAAAUAAUUCUGCACUAUUGUCUACUGUGACGAAUGUCAAAGAAUUCAUGUCCCUUGUGAUGUAUAAAGAUAAUCCUCCGCCAUGGUUGAAAGAACGAGAUAUUUACAAAGAAUAUAUGACAAAGUCAAACAAUAACCAAAAGUCAAAUAAUGAUGGACCAAAAAGUUUAGCAUUUUAUGCGAAAUCAUCUUCUGAUUGGCAAAAGUGUCCUUCACUAUUACUAUCACCAGUAAAAACUGACGUUGAUACAAAAAAGUCUAUUAGUUCACCGUUAUCAAUUCAAGCUGACGUUAAAAUCAAACCUGCUCAACAGAUAACAUGUACUUCUCGUUCAUCUGUUGAAGAGGAGCCUGUACUUCGAAUUAAACGUGAACCACAUUCACCACCUCAACCACUUGAUCUAUCAUGUUCAUCUUUACAAUUUAAAUUACAACAAAAUGUUAAACAAGAAAAACAAGAUACAUUAUUAGUUCUUGAAAAAACAAAAUUAUCAUCACCGAUCAAAGAUGAUUUAUCAUUUCGAAAAUUAAAACAUAAUAAAUCUAAAAUAUACGAAUCACCAAAAAGAAAUUUAUGUAAAAAAAAACGAGAAGAUCCAUUUGAUAGAUGUCGAAAAAAAUCACGAAGUGUACGAAUAAAUAGCGUUGAAACAGAAGAAUUAUAUCAAAAAAAAAGUACUAGUUGUUCAACAUCACCAGAAUUAUCAUUAUCUUAUCGUCGUACGAGUCGUAGUCCGCGUAGUCCCGAAUAUGUUCGCCAUCAUUUAUCACCAAUAAGAAUGCCCUGUUCUCCACCAUUAAAAACAGUAAAACGUAAAUCAUCUCCAAUAACAAUUGGUAUUAAACGAAAAUCAUCAACAUGUAAUUUUAAUAACAAUAAUCGACGACGAUCACCACGUGUUUGGGCACCAAACAGAAAAGUAUGCUCAUUCUUUUUUUGUUGCUGUGAUAAAUGAUAUUAAGACUAACUGCCAUUAUAAAUUCCCGAAAAAGUAACGGAAGAAAAGUUUUGAACAAUACACAGAAAAACAAAAUAUAUAUAUAUAUAAGACUAACAUUGAUUAUUCAACUUUUAUAUAGAAAUCGAUCCAACGUGGAUAAAAUAAUCAUUUUCUCUUCAUUUAAUCUGUUUGCCGGUAUAUUUAUCGCUGUAGUUUUUCUCCCAUGUUUUUGUUUUUUUUCUUCUUCUGUAAUGAACACUUGUCUCAGGAAUACGACUACUACUGUUUCUUGUAGAAAAUAAGAGAUAAGAAAUUAUUUUUUUCAAUCGAAUUUUUGUUCUUAAUUUCAUACAAGAUUCUUAAUUGUUCUCUUAUUGAGAAUAGAUUUAAUAUUAUUAAUUGUGAUAUUAACUUUUUUUCGUUUCUUUUUUUUUUUUGUAUAAAAAAUUAUUUUUGUUUUGGUGAAAUAUACAUCAGAAUUUAUGAAAUUUCUAUGCAGUUUUUCGUUAUAUGGAAAAUCACCACACCUCGAUUGAUAAAUAACCGAACGUAAGUAUGCAAAAGAAUACUUAUUAGACCUUUGCUCUAAUGAGGGGACCUCGCGAACUGUCACAUCGCUUUUUCAGCCAAAUCUAGUGGGUUAUACAUUAUCAACUAUGCUGAAUCCGAAUAUCAUAGUGGUAGCCGCUCAGGAACCUUCAGCGAUCGAUUUUCUGGAAAACAAGUUUUCCACAAACUCUAAAAAGUAACCAAAACCUUUCUUAAUGAGCCAUGAUUGUAGCCC
Molecule: messenger RNA, 2011 nt
Organism: Didymodactylos carnosus
Lineage: Eukaryota; Metazoa; Rotifera; Eurotatoria; Philodinida; Philodinidae
Source: the annotation of a GenBank genome assembly